AUGAAGUUCUCCAUCGCCGCUGCUCUCAUGGCCGCCACUGCCUCAGCUCUCCCUGCUGCGCAGGAGUCUGCUCUCGAGGCCCGUCAGCUUUUCGGCGGUAGCAUCACCCGCAACGAUCUUGCCCAGGGCACUGCCGGCUCUUGCCCCGGUGUCAUCUUCGUCUUCGCUCGCGGCUCCACUGAGGCCGGUAACCUGGGAACUUUAGGACCCGCGGUUGCCUCCAAGCUCGAGGCCAAGUACGGCAAGGGCAAAGUCUGGGUUCAGGGUGUCGGUGGCGCAUACACUGCUGGUGUUGGCGAGAAUGCCCUUCCCCGUGGAACUACUCCCGCCGCUAUUCGCGAGAUGGUUGGUCAUUUCGAGGAUGCCAACACGAAGUGCCCUGAGGCCGUCAUCGUCGCUGGUGGAUACAGUCAGGGAGCUGCUCUCGCCGCCGCCGCUACCACUGAUGUUAACGACGCCGUUCGAGAGAAGAUCGCUGGUGUCGUGCUCUUUGGAUACACCAAGAACCUCCAAAACCAAGGCAAGAUUCCCAGCUACCCUGCGGACCGCACCAAGGUCUUCUGCAACGUUGGAGACCUUGUUUGCACUGGCACUCUCGUUGUUGCCGGCCCUCACUUGCUCUACCAGUCUGACGCAUCUGGUGAAGCUCCCGAGUUCCUCAUCGAGAAGGCCGACGCUGCUGGUGCCGCUUAA
Messenger RNA from Fusarium sp. VM40, 693 nucleotides. NCBI's taxonomy places the organism in Eukaryota, Fungi, Ascomycota, Sordariomycetes, Hypocreales, Nectriaceae. The record is from the annotation of a GenBank genome assembly.